AUGUUUCGAAGGCGUUCGUUCGAUGACUUCAAUUUAGUACGGUUGAAGCUUCCAGAGGAGUUCAUCAUGGAAGAUGUCAGGCUACGAGGACUGGCACCAGUUUUGGAGGACAACGCAGGAAACGGAAGGCACUCAUCAUUUUGCCUUUGUCGAAUGGACGACGGGAUUAAAAACAGUAAAAAAGGUGAAAAUUAUGCCUUUUGCGAAUAUUGUUCAACUGAUGUUAGUAUUGCGAACGCAGGCGUUUCAUCUAUUAAACAACAUUUUGAAAAAGAAGUUCACAAAAACAACGUGAAAAUUAAAAAGUCUACUGUCGGAAUAUCAAAAUUUUUUCAUAGUAAUAAUUUGCCCACAUCUAGAAAAACUGCUGCAGCAGAAGGAGCAUUUGCAUAUCAUGUCGCUUUUCACUCGUUAUCGUUUAAAGCUGCAGAUUGUACAAAUCGUUUAAUUUCAACUGUUUUCGCUGAAUCGGAAACUGGUCGGAAAUUUUCAUCUGCUCAAACAAAAACGCAGACAAUCAUUUCAAGAAUAUUGGCUCCGAAAUCAAUUGAGAAUCUUUUGUCUGAAUUGGGCAGCGAGCCGUUUUCUAUUGCAACCGACUCGUAA
This is a messenger RNA of Helobdella robusta, 606 nucleotides long. RefSeq lists its product as hypothetical. The coding region runs from base 1 to 606 and encodes 201 amino acids. The transcript has 4 exons. The record is from RefSeq and is a predicted model, not a curated record. Lineage: Eukaryota; Metazoa; Annelida; Clitellata; Rhynchobdellida; Glossiphoniidae.